CCUCCUCUCAUGGCGUCGCCCGCUCCGCUCUCCCUUGCUCCAAAACCCUUUCUCGCCCCACAAAAAUUAGCCAGGCCUCUCCCCCUCCCUCUAUUCCGGACUGCUGCCUCUCCUCUUUUCCGUCCACCGAGAGUCGGGCGUGGUGGGCUGGCUCUUGGGAGGAACCGAUCGAUUGUUCCCGGAGCCGCAGCGGUGUCUGGAAUUGAGAAUGAUAGGGUUUUGGCUGUGAAUAGGAGCGAAGAGAAGCCGAUCAUUGUUAUCGAUAAUUACGACAGCUUUACUUACAAUCUAUGCCAGUAUAUGGGAGAGCUGGGAGCUAAUUUUGAGGUAUAUCGUAAUGACGAAAUCACUGUGAAUGAUAUAAAAAGGAAAAAUCCAAGAGGGAUACUUAUUUCUCCAGGGCCUGGGUCACCUCAAGAUUCGGGGAUAUCAUUGCAAACUGUUUUAGAACUUGGGCCUUCAAUACCUUUGUUUGGAGUUUGUAUGGGCUUACAAUGCAUAGGAGAGGCAUUUGGAGGAAAAAUUGUGCGAUCUCCUUAUGGUGUAAUGCAUGGGAAGAGCUCUCUUGUAUAUUACGAUGAAAAUCAAGAAGAUAAUUUAUUUUAUGGCUUGCCGAACCCUUUCACUGCUGGUAGAUACCAUAGCCUUGUGAUUGAUAAUGAUAGUUUCCCUGGUGAUAUACUUGAGAUUACGGCAUGGACAGAAGAUGGACUGAUAAUGGCAGCUCGCCACAAAAAGUAUAGACAUAUCCAGGGAGUUCAGUUCCAUCCUGAAAGCAUCAUUACUUCUGAAGGUAAAACGAUGGUUCUCAAUUUCAUGAAGCUGAUCAAUAAGCUGGAUUCAGAGCCACUUCGAAAGGAAUAAUUUGAGUCUGAAUGCCACUAGAUAGAUGCUCGAUUUCUCCAAUGAAUAAAUGGUUGUGAGUUCACAUUUGGUCAUGUAGAAUCUGACCCAUUUUCUCAUCGAGCUAAGGUUGCAAAAUCAACCAGAUUGAUUUUUUGAUCAAAAAAUGUAUUAGGUGGGAGACAAAUUAUUUUUUAUUAAGAUUUGGAGCAAAUAAACAAAAAUGGCUUGUAUGGCAUUUAUAUUGAUACCCAUUUCGAUUCAA
This is a messenger RNA of Elaeis guineensis (African oil palm), 1108 nucleotides long. Its product is annotated as anthranilate synthase beta subunit 2, chloroplastic. The record is from RefSeq and is a predicted model, not a curated record. Gene Ontology annotation, biological process: L-tryptophan biosynthetic process. Gene Ontology annotation, molecular function: anthranilate synthase activity. Gene Ontology annotation, cellular component: cytosol. NCBI's taxonomy places the organism in Eukaryota, Viridiplantae, Streptophyta, Magnoliopsida, Arecales, Arecaceae.